CACGGACCCUUCUCGCGAGCACUUCCGAGAUCGCAGGCCGCUUCGUUGAGAUCAAGGACUGGCUGAUAGCAGAGAACCAGUAGCAGUGGCAUCUUUGCUUUCCAAUCCAACCCAAUCCACCCCACGUCGGCUGUCCCACGCAUCCUCGGCAUUCCCUCCUCCUUCUCAGCCGGAUCCGGGAACCGCUCCACAUGGAACAGCGCCGAUGCUGGAGGUCGCCGAAGUAACUGCGCAAAAGCUUUAAUUCACUUUAAUACGGGUUGGGAAAUCUAGGUUGCGGAAUCCAUCCUCGGGAGUUCUGUCACACAAUACGGACUAAAUCCUGCCCACGGCUGGCAGGCUGGUUUAUAUUCGAGACCUUCCAGCUCCGACCCCGUCCCCUCGCCGUUCCGAUGAAUCCAAUCAGGUCUGCGCUGGUUGGUUGUGCCGCAAGACGUCCUUCGACCUUCCGAGUCUGCGCCUCAACCUCUCCUUCAUUUCGCAUGGCCUCUGUAACGGUCAACAGGUUGUCAGCAGAAACAAGGAGGAUGGGUGCCCCGAGUGCGACGGUCCAGAGCCGAAGCGCUUCUUCGGCUGCGAAGGCCAAGAUCAAGGUCAAGAACCCCGUCGUCGAGCUCGAUGGCGAUGAGAUGACCAGGAUCAUCUGGAAGGAUAUCAAGGACAAGUUCAUCCACCCAUACCUCGACAUCGACCUGAAGUAUUAUGACUUGGGUUUGGAAUACCGCGAUCAGACCAACGAUCAGGUCACCAUCGACGCCGCCGAAGCCAUCAAGAAAUACUCGGUCGGUGUCAAGUGCGCUACCAUCACCCCCGAUGAGGCUCGUGUCAAGGAAUUCAACUUAAAGAAGAUGUGGCUAUCGCCCAAUGGAACCAUCCGUAACAUCCUCGGCGGCACCGUCUUCCGUGAGCCCAUUGUGAUUCCACGCAUUCCCCGUCUGGUGCCUGGUUGGGAGCAGCCCAUCAUUAUUGGUCGUCAUGCCUUUGGUGACCAAUACCGCGCCAAAGACGAAGUCUUCCGUGAGGCAGGCACUCUCGAAAUGGUUUUCACGCCCAAGAAAGGCGAACCCCAGCGGAUCAAGGUCUUUGACUUCCCCGAGACCGGCGGUGUUGCCCAGACCCAAUACAACACCGAUGACAGCAUCCGAGGAUUUGCGCACGCCAGUUUCAAGUUCGCCCUGGACCGCGGGUACCCGCUGUACAUGAGCACCAAGAACACGAUCCUCAAGUCGUACGAUGGUCGCUUCAAGGACAUUUUCCAAGAGAUCUACGACAACGAAUACAAGAAGCAGUUUGAGGACAAGAAGAUCUGGUACGAGCACCGUCUGAUUGACGACAUGGUGGCGCAGAUGAUCAAGUCCAGCGGUGGCUUCGUCAUCGCCAUGAAGAACUACGACGGCGACGUGCAAUCCGACAUUGUCGCCCAGGGCUUCGGAUCUCUGGGUCUGAUGACCUCGCAGCUCAUCUCGCCCGAUGGAUUGACUUACGAGUCCGAAGCCGCUCACGGCACAGUGACCCGACAUUACCGCGAAUACCAGAAGGGUCGUGAGACCUCGACCAACCCGAUCGCCAGCAUCUUCGCCUGGACUCGUGGCCUGGUCAAGCGUGGUCAACUCGACAACACCCCCGAGCUGGUCACCUGGGCCGAAUCGUUGGAGAAGGCCGUCAUCGACACCGUCAAUGACGAUGGCGUCAUGACCAAGGAUCUGGCUUUGGCCUGUGGCCGCAAGGACCGCGAGGCCUGGGUCACCACCUCGCAGUUCAUGGAGGCCAUUGAGAAGCGCUUCAAGAAGAACCUCGAAGGCGAGGGUCUUGGGAAAGUCGGUGCCGUCAAGAACUGAGUCAACCAGUGCACAGAGCUGCCAUGGAGUGCAGUACAGUGUAGCGCACCCCUGCAGUCGUCUUGACCUGAGCAUUCCUUGAGCGUUGGCACAUGCGAGAUCGAUGACGGACGGACUUGUUGUUUUCUUCUGAAUCCACAUACAGACAAAUUCAUGCGUAUGAUUCAUACAGAGAGAGAGAGACAGUCGGCAUGGCAUGCGGUGGGGUUGGUCAUUGCGAUCUUUGGUGGCAUACCUACAUAGUAGAGACGAUUGGAUUGACUUGUGCGAAGCGUGCUGUUGGAUUUCGUCGAGCCAGGUUGGUGUCGGUCUAUAUAGAGAAAAAGAGCCUUUUUUGCGUGCUUACUACUAGUAGAAUUGUAGAAGUACUUGGUUGUUCACAUCCUGAGAUCACCAUCACUACCUGUGUGUUCCAGCUUAUGGAGAGAGUAGAAACUAGUCUUCGCGAGUUUACCGACACACGCGCCAGGCAAUAAUACUUAGGCUUUUGCACCAUUGGAUCUCACCCGGCAUUGGCACUGGCGGCCAAUUGAUAACAUAUUAUAUUGGCGGGCUGGUAUUGCUUGUGUUGAUAAUUACUUCUAGCCUCAGUAGAACUCUACCAUGUGAUUUCGCCAG
Exophiala dermatitidis NIH/UT8656 is the source of this 2456-nucleotide messenger RNA. Its product is annotated as isocitrate dehydrogenase [NADP], mitochondrial. Gene Ontology annotation, cellular component: mitochondrion. The record is from RefSeq and is a predicted model, not a curated record. The transcript is spliced from 2 exons. Gene Ontology annotation, molecular function: isocitrate dehydrogenase (NADP+) activity; magnesium ion binding; NAD binding. The coding region runs from base 393 to 1838 and encodes 481 amino acids. Gene Ontology annotation, biological process: isocitrate metabolic process. Lineage: Eukaryota; Fungi; Ascomycota; Eurotiomycetes; Chaetothyriales; Herpotrichiellaceae.